AUGGCGUCCGUGGACUCGCAGGUAACUCAGCCGGAGACGCCAGAACAGAUGAAGUGCUGGUUGUGCGCACAGUCCUUUGACGCAGGGCAAGGACGACUGCACGGAAAGAAAUUUCCGUGCGGCCUGUGCUCGAAUGCGCACCGCACGAUGAGACGCAACCUGGGAGGCUAUCCGGAAGAGAUGCAAAACUUUACUCCAGAAGAAAUCUCAGAUUUUUUCCGGACUUUGCACUCUAAGAAGCCAGCCGGUGGCGGCCUCAACUGGCAGACCAUGAAGGCGGUGAUGUGCACCAACAUCGCCACCCGACAGAUCGAACAGGCGAAAGACAAGGUGAAAGGUGAAUGGCUGCCAGCAUCCGUGUGGGAAACGCGUGGGUGGACGAAGGAGACCAUUGAGCGCCAGGAUAACAGAUGGAGUAACGAAUACAACGCGCAAGUCUACAGGAUUCGUAUCACUUCUGAGACCUGGGCGCAAAUCCAUGAGAGAAUCACUGAGUCCCUGCUGCGGCAGGAACGCGACGCUACGAAGAAGCGUGGCAAGGAGGCAGAGGACCUGGACGUGCCCAUGGCUUCGGUCCCAAAAGACGAUAAGGACAAGAAGGGGCAGGUCGCUGCUGCGAAGAAGCAAGAGCGUGAGAAUGAGAAGAUCCACGCGCUUGCUGCCAGAGCAGUUGGCGCCUGGACCAAGAUCUUGGGACAAUGUGAGAAGAUGGCUGAUAAAGUGCACAGUGCCGGAGCAAUGCCGGCAGAGACCAAGCAGACGUAUGAUGAACUCACCGCCAAGCUGCAGAAGAACAUGACUGCUGCCCGUCAAGCCAUCAAUAGCUUUGAACAGAAUAAAGGCAAGCCGGUGGAGGAUAUGGCAGCCCUGGCAGAGCUGCCAUUCCAAUCUGCUGACGUCAAGACUGUGACGCAGCAGUCCGGCGUGAUCUUGAAAGAGGUUCGCAAGGCAUUUCCGAAGGCUGCCCCCAAGCGCAAAGCGCAGGAAGUGCCGGCUAACCAGGAAGCGCAGCCCAAGCGCAGGCGCACUGGCAAGUCGAACCCGUAG
Messenger RNA from Cladocopium goreaui, 1047 nucleotides. Lineage: Eukaryota; Dinophyceae; Suessiales; Symbiodiniaceae. The record is from the annotation of a GenBank genome assembly.